AUGGAAGCUGAGGAACGUUAUUGCUCUAAAUUAAAGCUGGUUUUUUUGGAGAUAAAUUCAAAAUACAGGCUCAAACUUUUUGUGGUAAUAAAAGAUUAACAUCCAAACUUAAAUAUUAAAGGAUUAAAAGAAGAUGAUAUAUUAUUGCUUAGAGCGUAAUACAAUAAAUGA
Messenger RNA from Tetrahymena thermophila SB210, 171 nucleotides. RefSeq lists its product as hypothetical. NCBI's taxonomy places the organism in Eukaryota, Ciliophora, Oligohymenophorea, Hymenostomatida, Tetrahymenidae. The transcript is spliced from 2 exons. The record is from RefSeq and is a predicted model, not a curated record.